Rotaria sp. Silwood1 is the source of this 552-nucleotide messenger RNA. NCBI's taxonomy places the organism in Eukaryota, Metazoa, Rotifera, Eurotatoria, Philodinida, Philodinidae. The record is from the annotation of a GenBank genome assembly.
AUGAGUCUGUUAUUCUUCAUUGCAAUAACAGGUUACCUACGACAGAUACUAAAAUUGGGUACAUAUUAUCAAGAUACGAUUGGAAAGGACUUCAAUGUUAAAAUAAUUAUAGCAGGUGCUAAACGUCAAAUACAAGUUAUUGGUAAACAACAGGACAUUGAAAAAGCUGAAGAAGCAAUUAAAAAGCAUUGGUCAGAAACACUUAUAGAACAACAAUCAGGACCUAAAGAGAAUACAACUACGACCAGCAAUGAAUGUCCAAUCUGUUAUGAAGUGGCCAAUUAUACUUUAUUAGAGUGUGGACAUGUCUCAUGUUUAUAUUGUCUUAAACAAGAAUUAUCAAAAAAAUUCGAUACAACACUUAGCAAUCAGAGCUUUAAGAUUAAAUGCAUAAUGCAAGAAUGUAAUUCAGUACUCUCACUACGAGACAUUAAAACAAUAAUUGAUCCACCAGAUAUGCAGAGAUUAGCACGUGCAUCAUUUCAAGCUUUUCUCAAGACAGAUACAGAUAUAGUUCAAUGCAUGGGUACUGAUUGUAAACAAGUAAGAUAA